Messenger RNA from Myxocyprinus asiaticus (Chinese sucker), 4952 nucleotides. Its product is annotated as breast cancer type 1 susceptibility protein homolog. The coding region runs from base 142 to 4734 and encodes 1530 amino acids. The transcript has 21 exons. Gene Ontology annotation, cellular component: BRCA1-A complex; BRCA1-BARD1 complex; plasma membrane. The record is from RefSeq and is a predicted model, not a curated record. Gene Ontology annotation, biological process: negative regulation of fatty acid biosynthetic process; double-strand break repair via homologous recombination; positive regulation of transcription by RNA polymerase II. Lineage: Eukaryota; Metazoa; Chordata; Actinopteri; Cypriniformes; Catostomidae. Gene Ontology annotation, molecular function: ubiquitin-protein transferase activity; metal ion binding.
GUGACCAAAUAGUUGCGGGAAAACCGAACUGAAGGACUGUUCGUUGAAUCGACCACAAAGACAUAACAAGAGCUCUUUUUAUUUGUUAUCAGAACUAAUAUCGCGUUAUUGCAACAGAAAGAAUCAUAAGACAAACUGGAGAUGAGUUCUCCACAUGCUGAUGUUGUCAGACACGGUAUCUCUGUGAUCUGGGAAAACCUGCAGUGUCCCAUAUGUCUGGAUUUGAUGGUCACUCCUGUAUCUACUAAAUGUGACCACCAGUUCUGCAAAUUUUGCAUGCUGAAGUUAUUGGACAGAUCUAAGAGAAACGAGGCCUCUUGUCCAGUGUGCAAAAUGAAGAUUACUAAAAGGACCCUGCACGAGAGUCCCGGGUUCCAGACGCUGGUUGAGGGACUGAAGUACCUGGUUCAGUCUUAUGAGUUUGACACAUGCACAAACUAUUUUACUGGAAUGCUACAGAAAAGGCAACAGGAAAGUAUUGAAACAGGAUCAGGAGAUCAACAUUGCAUACAGGAAAAUAUUCCCUCCAGUGACGUGGAAAAACCUUACGAUAAUGAUGUAUCUCUGUCCUCCUCAGCUGCUGCCAAAGAUGGGUUUGCACAGUUGAUGGAUUUGGAGAAUUCAUGUCCUUCAAAUUCAGAAGAGAAGGAAGCUGAUAUGAGUAAACUGCCGCAAAAUGGCUCUGAACAUUGUAUAUCCACUCUGGAGAGUAAGAAAGAGGCACAAGGGCGAGCUGAGCAAGUUGUUUACAGAAGAAAAACUAGAUCUCAUGCAGUCAAAUCUCAUGAAAGUGAAAGUCAAGAUGCAAAAAAUCCAUAUUUGAGGCACUCAAGCAGAACAUCCAAAAGGUCUGACUCAAAGCUAGAGGGACCUGUGGAUCACAAGCAGAAGAUGAGCGUAGAUAAAGUGUCUGAGUGGUUGCUGAAUACUUCACCUACUAUAAACCUGGAAACCAAAGAGAACAGUAGGAUGAGAAAUAAGAAUAUUCCUGGAGUUUACAGUGAUUUUGAUUCUGAUAAUGAAAGCAUUUGCUCCUCUGUAACUUCAGUGAAUAACCAAACAACUUGCCUUGAAUUGGAAGUCCAUCCAGCAUUGGAGGGGUCUCGGCGACGGCUGGAGGAACAAGUGUUUGGGGCCAUAUACAAACGAGGUCGGAAAACUAGCAUGGACAAACACAACAAGCGCUUUUCACCUGAAAAGAGCACUGCCCCUCACACCUUAUGUUUUGAAGAAGUCGAGAGCAACUUAAAAAUGAGUGGAGACCUGACUCCAGCAAAUGUAAUCAGCAACGAAGAGGAGACUGCUGGAAGCUAUCAAAUGGAUGUUGAGGAACCUGAAAAACUCACUAACACUAAGCUUGGGGACAAAACGGUAAAAGAUGUCAAGUUGAACAGUUGCAAGGCUGGACAACUGGUAAUAAAUUCUCAAGCUGAGAAUGAAAAUGGUGUUAUGGAGUGUCUAGAGGAAGAACAUGAAAACAGAAAUGUUGAGAACAGUCCUGUAUUUGAGAUGCCAGUAACGAGGCCCAGGAGGAAGCUGGUGUCAAAGAUGCAGGAUGCCUUUGAGGGUUUGAACAACAAUGAGAAUAAAAAUGACAAACAGGUUUGCAAGAGAAGGAACCGCUGUGAGAACCUAAAAGAUUAUCCGGCCCAAAGUAAGAAUGCAAGAAAGUCCCUCACUCUUGUGAAUGCUGGGACUGAGAUUGCUGUUGUGGCUAAGAACUCAGCAAGAAACGCUAAAAUGGUUGAGACUGAAGUUCAUAUUGAAACUUUUCCAAGUAGUGAAGAGCCACAGUCUCCUGACACAAGGUUGACCAGAAGAAGUUUAAGGUUACAGCUUUUCACAGAACAAGUUCAGGGCACUUGGCGCAAGAAGAAACCUAAACAAGUCCCUAAAGACUCAACUCUUAUAUCUGAAAAUAUCUUGGCAAAAAUUUCCAACGGCGAUAACGUUGAAUGCUUAGAUGCUAAUGUGACACGUGCUGACACAGAAGAAGCUAAUGUGAGUGGUACGCCUCAAAGUAAAAAAUCUGAACUGGUUGUAGGAAAAAAUGGAUGCGUUUGCAACAGUGACUUGAGUGUAAUUGAGAAGCUCCAAUCAAGCUCAGGUUCUUUUGUACAGAGUGGACAACCAUCAGAAGAGAAAUCGUUUAUUACUGUUGUGCCGAACACAAUUGUUCAAGAUGAACAGAGUGUUUCAAUGGUUUCCUAUUUAAGUCCCUCUGUGGCUGCUGUACCGUUACUCGAGAAUCAUAAUUUAGACUCCUCAAAUGUAGUUGCCUUAAGAGAUAACACUUCGACAAGUUCUGCAGUUUUAUGUGCCGCACAGUCCAAAGGUAUUGAGAUCGAUAAGGAACAUGAUGCCAGUGACAGUGAGCAAGACACGGAGCAACUGAUGAGGACAUUCAAAACAACCAAAAGAAAGUCUUUCUACCUUCAUAGCCCCAAAGCUACACUCUCUGGUAGGGCAGCCAUGAGUCUUAGAAAUGGUCCAAAUAAUACAGAUUCCACAGAUAAACCAAACAAAAUUUCCAUGAAUGGAGCAAAAGAAAGAAACGAUACACCAUCAGCUUUAACAGAUUCAUGUGUGAACGAUAUUGUUUCAACCUCAAACCAUGUUGAGCCCCUGCCUCCUGAAGCAUUGCCACAGAAAUGUUCUGAUAAUGCAAACAGCACCUGUACACCCUACAAAGGAUGUCAGGAGCAAACAUCGAUGCAAAAUUCUGCCAUUAGUGAAAGUCUUUGUAGAGUUUCAAAUUCUCAAAAUUCAAGACUUCCUGAUCAUUCUGAACCCAUGGACUCUGCCUUGCUGUUCCCUGUCCUUAAUGCUACGGAAGAUGAGCCACAAAAACAGAGCUGCAAGGCUUCUGAGGACAAACAGUCCCCAAAAAUAGCUUCCUGUGAUCCAUGGACUCAGGAACACUCAAAGGAGAAUCGAGGACAUGUUGCACAGAGUGAUGUAGCCUCCUUCAGAAUUCAAGACUUGUGCCACUCUUCAGGAAUUAUGCCAAACUCUUGUCGACACUCUCUGGAUUCCUCCAUCACCCCAGAUGGUCUUAUAGCAGUUAAGGCUGAUCCAGUGGUCAGCGAGAGCUUGCAGAAGGUGGAAGAAAGCAGCGUAGAAAGUGUUUAUCUGCCAAAUAUCAAAAGAAAGAAGAGGAGAGCUCAAAGACUUGAUUCAUCAGAUUCUGAAUUCAGUAAUGAUGAAGGUAGCUUACCCUCCAUGUCCCAGAUCUUUAAAUGUCACCCUUUAGACCCCCAGUCAUCCAAAGUGUCACUUCCAGGAUCAGCAGUUUCAAACCAAGAUGGCGCACAAGUGAAUGACCAAAGAACAAACUCAGGACCUGGUUCUUCAAGCCAGCACAGUCCCUCCAUGAAUUGGCCAGAGUCAGGGUCAGGAUACCAGGAUGUGUGUCCUCCUCAGAGACAAAUGAGUGUGACUGGAAGUUUAGUUACUAUCCAAGAUGACUGCACUCCUGUCCUUCCCAACAAAGAUGACUGUCUUCCUUCAAGUCAAGGAUCUGUGGAUCUGUUUGGCACACCAGAGGAAUGUGCAGUUGAUGGGAUUUCUGGUGAUGCGAGACUUUCAGUUGAGUCUUCUCAGUAUGAAAUUUUUAACACACAGAAAAAAGUUGAGAUGCAGGAGGAGCUACAUAGACUGGAGAGGAUGAUGGCGCUGGUUUCAGAAGCUCUUCGUAAGAAGGAGUCUGACUGUGGGUCUAAAGCAGAUGACCCCAAUCCCUCUCAAGCACCUCAGCUGGACCAGAACUCAGCUGGCACUGAAUGUACGAAGAAUGUUUGGAAAGGAGAAAGGACAGACAGUGAAAAUAAAGCCCAUGAUUCCAGCAGGGAUCAUCCAGAUAUUCCAGAGACUGUUCAGUCUAAUGCUGUUAUUGGAAAUGCACAGGCAAUAAAAGGGCGAUACUCCACCAGAGGAAGCCAGCAAUCCCUCAGGAAUACACAGCUGUCAUCACAGAGAUUGAGUUUACGGUCAUGUGUCAAAGCACAGAGCUUCACCGCUGAUCAAUCAACAAAGCCAACAGAUGAAGCAAUUCAGAGGAAACCCAUACCUGCUCACCCCAAGACCAAAGCCACUGACAGCGGUGCAUCAUGUAGAGUUACAGGACUGGUGGCAUCUGGACUCACUGCCAGUGAACUGAGCAUGGUGAAGAAGUUUGCCAGGAAGAUGGGCUGCAAUUUGACCAAAGAGAUCAUAUCUAAUACAACCCACAUCAUCAUCAAAACAGACGAGAAUCUGGUGUGUGAACGCACACUGAAAUACUUCCAGGGCAUCGCAGGGAGGAAGUGGGUGCUUAGUUUCCAGUGGGUCUCUGAAUGUUUUAGACAAGGGAAGAUUCUUGAUGAAGCACUGUUUGAAGUUUAUGGUGAUGUUGUUAACGGACACAACCACAAUGGACCCCUGAAAGCUCGGACCACCUCAGAUGACAACCUGUUGAUGAGAGGAUAUGAGAUCUGUUUCCAUGGCUCUUUCACUCAUAUGAGUAGAGGUCAGAUGGAGGUGAUGGUGGAGAUGUGUGGGGGGGCAGUUGUUACAGACCCUCUCACGUUUUCCACACAGGGUAAUUGCCAGUUGGUGGUGGUUCAGCCCAGUCCUGACGAUGCUGUAGGAUCCUACAGAGCUCUUCAGCAGAAGGCGGUAGUUGUGAGUCGUGGUUGGCUGCUGGACUCCAUCGCGACCUACACUCUUCAGAACCCAGAGCACUACAGACCAUAAACCCCUUUAAAGCGUUGCUAAUUUCAUUGUUGCUUCUCUUCUGAGCAUCUACAUUACUCAGACACUGCACUUGAUCUGUCUGAAUGCUUUUCCUGCUAUAAUUCUGAUUCAGAAAAGAACAUUUAAUAGUAAAACUCAUUAUACAUACUGUCUGUAUACAUACAUUAUACAUAAUAUCCUGUUCUGAGAUUAUAAAACCAUCUGACUACAAACAAGAA